AUGGCCGGCACGUUCACUACUUACGCAGAGAUGUUGGAGGCCAUGAAGGGUCUCCAUUUGGCAAAAUCCGUGAUGGAUCUGCUUGGCCCGGCUGGUAAACACGUCAAGACGUGGGGCCAACUAGAUUCGUUCAUGCACAGCCAGCAGCUCAACAAACGCACCUUUCUUACACCACAACGCAUCGCGGAUCUUCUCCUUCAGAAGCUCCGCGGCUUCUACCUUGCCAAUGAGGCCCGCAAGGGCAGUAAUGAUCUCGGCUUAACGGGUCCCUACCGUUUCAACCCCACCUCCAACCCUCCUCGGGCUUCAACAAUGCCCACAAGAUCUUCUCGACGCGGCAUUCGUAGAGCCGCCGGAAGGAAGGGCCGUGGACGACGGCCAAUGCCCAGCUACGGGGAUUCACGACCGUCCCAGUCUCUAGAACAGGAAAGCCCAUCGCACAAUGGCAGCCCGGCCGCCAUGAAGCCGAAGAUAGAGCCCUCUUCCGGCUCGACAACCGCGGCCGAGGAGGUACUCAUCGCACUUCCAGCCGCCACGGCAGUGGUGGAAGGUCUUCUCUGUUUGCCUAAAGCCAUCGAGCCAGAGAAGCAGCCCGCUUCCAGCUCGAAGACCGCGCCGGUGAAGGCACCUGCGGCGCACACAACUCCGGUGCGGGAUGGGGAGGGUCUCAAGUGGUUUCCCGAUGAAGAUGCCAAGUUGGAAGACGUCUAG
Molecule: messenger RNA, 711 nt
Organism: Letharia columbiana
Lineage: Eukaryota; Fungi; Ascomycota; Lecanoromycetes; Lecanorales; Parmeliaceae
Exons: 2
Coding region: 1-711 (236 amino acids)
Source: RefSeq, a predicted model, not a curated record